This is a messenger RNA of Echinostoma caproni, 579 nucleotides long. The record is from the annotation of a GenBank genome assembly. NCBI's taxonomy places the organism in Eukaryota, Metazoa, Platyhelminthes, Trematoda, Plagiorchiida, Echinostomatidae.
AUGGGUCGUACAAAGUUUCCCAUGAAUUCUUGUUUUGUUUUCCACAAUGCCUAUACAGUGGCAGUGAUUCUAAUUGUCGUCUGCUGUUGCAAACGUCGAGCGAAGAAGAAGGCGGCUUUGGAACAACAAAAUGAGGUGCUUGAAAGUGAUCAGUUUGGCAUAGAUAGCCAGUUGAAUGAUCCAUGGGAUUCUGGCGAGAAGGACUUCAUGGGUCCCAUCGACUAUACGAUCCUACAACCAAAUCAACAAAUGCGAAAUUCAACCUCAGAUGUGGCGGAUGGCCGAUUGAGAAAAAAUUAUAUACCGCGAGAACAUGGACAGAAAACCACUGAUCGUCCACCAUGGGAACAGCUUGAAGGACAAGAAAAUCCAGCGAUGAAUUUGGAUCAGGUGUUAGAAUAUGGUUACGAGGGUUACGAUGGUAAACCACCGCCUGACUUCUGUCCAGCUGAGCCACCCACUCUGAUCGGAGCCGAUGAUGAUUAUCCUAACAGUAAUGAUCUUAUCAAGAUGAACGGUGGGUUUGAACCACCCACGUUGUCACGGAUGUCCAAUAGUCGAUCCGAACACUUUAACUAA